This is a messenger RNA of Exserohilum turcica Et28A, 282 nucleotides long. RefSeq lists its product as uncharacterized. NCBI's taxonomy places the organism in Eukaryota, Fungi, Ascomycota, Dothideomycetes, Pleosporales, Pleosporaceae. The coding region runs from base 1 to 282 and encodes 93 amino acids. The record is from RefSeq and is a predicted model, not a curated record. The transcript is spliced from 2 exons.
AUGGACGCUCAUGAGCAUCACUGGUUACUGUUGAAGCUGAACAAUGUAUUGGAAGAUGUAUUCUUCGUGCUGGAAUGGCGGCUGCGGGUACUGGCAAAAGACGUAGUUAGUGAUGAAAGAGGUCUUCGUCCUGGUACCUUUGAUGCUCUCCUCGCCAGAGCAAGAGGUGGCUGCGCGUCCCAAAGCCGCAUCAAACGUGGGGGUUCGGUGCCUGCGCCCACUACUACACAAGUGCGAAGCAUCAGUUCGCGCUUGAUGGCCAUAUACGAGUUCACUGGGUAG